AUGGCCAAGUUUGAGUCGAUUGAGUCCGUUCAGAAAAGCAUUGAAUUGCAAAAGGGCUUAUUGCAAACAACAGACGAUUCUAUCAAAAGAAUCACAGGUCGAUCGCCUGACAAUGGAAGACGCAAUAAUCCUGAUUUGUCAAGUGGACCUCCACGGCGCUUCGUUGCAAACGGUGCUCCACCUUCUGUCUUCUCCCGUCUUAAUCCAAAUUUAGGCAACUUUAGGGAAUCCAAAUUUUCUCAGCUGGAUAAGCCCGAGACUGAUUUGCAUGUUUCACUUCCCUCAUCUGUUGUUCGGGUUGGAGAAAAGAGGUCUCGUUUAGAUGCUAUUAAGGAAUACAACACUAUGGAUAAAGGAAGAGGCCGUCGAAUGUUCGGCGUGUUGCAGGCAACCUUGACGCAAUUCAAGGCUGAAUCCAGUGGCGGUGGCAAUAAUAGUGAAGAGGCACGAAAGCGGCAGCGUCGUCAGGAAAUCGAGUCUCGUAUCGAUGCUAAGGCGGCCGAAGAGAAAGCAGCAGCUCGUCAAGAGCGCGCUGAUCUCUUUCGCCAGCGUAAACAACAGCAGGUUGAGCUGGGUCUUCUUCAGCAGAAAAUGCGCAUGAUGCACGAGUUUGAAGAUUGGAAGGAGGAGCAAAUCAAAAUGGUUGAUUUCAUCCGCACCGAGAACAACCCGCCAAUUUUCUAUCGCCCCAAGGGUGACAAUCCCGAGAGUGAAACCCGCAAAAAUGCUACCAAAGCCAAAAUCAUGGAGCGAAUUGAGGAACGUCGACGUUUCAUGGAGGAGGAGUACGCGGAACUGGCGGCCGCAAGACGUCGACGCCUUGGCAUAGCGGUGGAAUCGGAGACGGUGCCUCCGCCUCCUCUUCCUGUUCCUGCUCCUGGUGGUGACCAGGCUUCGCCUCAGCGCUACGUCCAUAUCAUCAAGAAGACCGCCGCCCCUCCCACGACUGCGGACUUUGAAGAUCUUGAGGAUGAGCCCGUGCUGAUGGAUGAGGAACCGGACCGCCGGAUAAUGGCAGACCUCGGAGGUUGUGGCGGAGGAAUGCCGGCACAGCUGUUGGAGCGCCUCGCAGCGCGCGAGGCCCGGCGUAAGGCGGCAGAGACAACGACGACUGGGGCGCGGCAUCGACGUGAAGCGGUAGGCGGGGAUGUUCUCCUCCCGUCGCUCAGCCUUUCGAUGGACCCGUCAGACGUAGCUGGAGGAGAAGUCGCAUCAAUUUUCAUCUCGCCGAUGCACAACACACCUACCUUCUUCCUCGAGCAUAUGGCUCGUGCUAAGAAUCUCCUUCUGGGACGCAUUGAGCGGUUAAGGGAGAGGUGUGCACUCACCGAUGGUGCUCCCGAACCUGAUGAACGAAUCAAGUCGCUUGACGACCUGUUGGAUCAAAUCGAGGAGCUUCAGCGCUGGUUCACCGAAUGCUCUCCCUACCUUAAAUCCUUCCAUGUAGAACAGGCGCGUCAAGACGUUGAUGAAAUCAAGUCGCGCUUUCACGACGUUCGCGCCUCUGUGUUGCCCAAGAAGAAGUUUAAAUUCGGCGCUGGAGGUGGUGCAGGCGGCGGAGCUAAGGCUUCCACCAAAAAAACGCCAGCAGUAACUACCUCUACCUCACCAGCCAAACAGACGCCCACUUUCUCCUCCCUCCUUGCUCCUGCCAAAUUCACCCUUUCGCACCUCUCCCACCGCCACGACCUCCGCCUCCCCUCGUCCGCAGACGACGAUGACGGGGAAAGUGCGAGCCUUCGUGACCAAUCCCUCUGUCUCACCGAUCUCGUUGAUUGUGAGGUGCGCGUUACUUCGGUCUGCGGUAACUUGGUGGCCUCUCGCCUCACCGGCUGCACUGUCUACACCCUCCAACCCGUUGCGACCUCCGUGAUGCUGCAGGAUUGUGUGAAUUGUCGCUUCGUUCUAGCCUGUCGGCAGUUACGGGUGCAUCGAACACGCGGAACGCGAUUCGACGUUUUUACCGCCUCUGCGCCGAUAAUCGAAGAUUCUACGGACCUUUUAGUGGGACCGUGGAAUGGUGGAAGAAGCACAUCUGAGGUACUGGGAACAGUCAACCACUGGAAGGAGGUGCAGGACUUCAGCUGUCCUACGCUGGUAACGACGAAGGCGUCUCAGUCACCGAAUUGGAGUCCCCUGCCGGAGAAUGAGGCGCAAGCCACAAUGAAGGCUCAGUUACAAGGCGCUCAACUUGGUCACAGUCUUCUGAAGAAAAAGUCUGACGCCUUAACGAUUCGCUUUCGUAGUAUUUUAUCAAAAAUCAUAGAAGCAAAGCAAUCAAUGGGUGAAGUGAUUAGGGAGGCAAAUUUCUCCCUUGCCGCUGUCAAAUUUUCUUCCGCAGCUAAUGUGAACCACUUGGUGAUGCACAAUGUUACGAAGGCACAAGUAAAAGUGAAGUUGAGCAAAGAUAACGUUGCUGGUGUCAAUUUGCCUCAAUUCGAAGUCUAUUCUGAGGGAGCUGACACCUACGAGCUGACGGGUUUGUCUGGCGGUGGUCAGCAGAUAGACAAGUUGAAGAAGGCCUAUGCCAAGGCGGUGAAACUGCUAGUCAAUCUGGCCUCCCUACAGACCUCCUUCGUCACUCUUGACAAAGUCAUCAAGGUCACCAAUCGCCGCGUCAAUGCCAUUGAGCAUGUGAUAAUUCCGCGGCUUGAGCGGACAAUCGCUCACAUCAUUCAGGAGUUGGACGAACGGGAGAGGGAGGAGUUCUACAGACUGAAGAAAGUGCAAGACCGGAAGAAGCGCCUAAAGGCCCAGCACGAUGAAGAAUUGCGCCUUGCUCACAUCGAUCCGGAAGCAGUGGAGAAUCAGAAUAUGGUGGUCCAUACGCUGGACCCGGGGGUAGGGUGGUUGCGUUGGCCCCGUCCGGUGAGGCAGUCCAGUGGUGGUGGCGCUUGCGUAGGCCUCGAUGCACUGCCGGUAUUUACCGCUCGAUCCUAUAAAUAUGUCCGCGCUUCCGGGUUUCUUCAUUCGUUGUUCGUGAGCCUGCCGUUUGCCGCGUUCUCGAAAAUGCGUGAAUGUAUUAGCAUCCAUGUUGGUCAAGCUGGUGUCCAGAUGGGUAACGCCUGCUGGGAACUCUACUGUCUGGAGCACGGAAUCCAGCCCAAUGGGCAAAUGCCAAGCGAUAAGACUAUCGGCGGUGGUGAUGACUCCUUUAACACCUUCUUUAGUGAAACCGGAGCUGGGAAGCAUGUGCCUCGUGCUAUCUUUGUCGAUCUAGAGCCUACUGUUGUUGACGAAGUGCGAACUGGAACCUACCGUCAGCUCUUCCACCCCGAGCAGUUGAUAACUGGAAAGGAGGACGCUGCCAAUAACUAUGCCCGUGGUCACUACACUAUCGGCAAGGAAUUGAUUGAUCAGGUGUUGGAUCGCAUUCGCAAGCUUACCGACCAAUGCACUGGGCUCCAAGGUUUCCUGCUCUUCCACUCUUUCGGCGGUGGCACUGGCUCCGGCUUCACCUCUCUUCUUAUGGAGAGAUUGAGUGUUGAUUAUGGUAAAAAGGCUAAGCUUGAGUUCUCGAUAUACCCCGCUCCUCAAGUUUCCACUGCCGUGGUUGAGCCGUACAACUCUAUUCUUACAACUCACACAACUCUGGAGCACUCCGAUUGUGCCUUCAUGGUUGAUAACGAGGCUAUUUACGAUAUAUGCAGGAGGAACUUGGAUAUCGAGAGGCCAACCUACACUAAUUUGAACCGUCUGAUUAGUCAGAUUGUGAGCUCAAUUACCGCCUCGCUUCGCUUUGACGGCGCAUUGAACGUCGAUUUGACCGAAUUCCAGACAAACUUAGUCCCCUACCCGCGUAUCCACUUCCCGUUGGCUACCUACGCUCCGGUCAUUUCUGCUGAGAAGGCCUAUCAUGAGCAGCUUACGGUCGCGGAGAUCACGAAUUCCUGUUUCGAGCCAAAUAACCAGAUGGUGAAGUGUGACCCUCGUCACGGCAAGUACAUGGCCUGCUGUCUGUUGUAUAGGGGUGAUGUCGUGCCUAAGGACGUCAAUGCCGCUAUCGCGGCGAUCAAGACUCGGCGCAACAUCCAGUUUGUUGACUGGUGCCCCACCGGCUUCAAGGUUGGCAUCAAUUAUCAGCCACCCACUGUUGUUCCUGGUGGUGAUUUGGCCAAGGUUCAACGUGCAGUCUGCAUGCUGAGCAACACCACGGCCAUUGCCGAGGCUUGGGCUCGUCUUGACCACAAGUUCGAUCUGAUGUACGCAAAGCGCGCAUUCGUGCACUGGUACGUCGGCGAGGGCAUGGAGGAGGGCGAGUUUUCGGAGGCUCGCGAGGACCUUGCCGCCUUGGAGAAGGAUUAUGAAGAAGUCGGUGUCGACAGUAUGGAUGAGGCGGCUGAGGAUGGCGAGGAGUACUAA
Echinococcus granulosus is the source of this 4362-nucleotide messenger RNA. Its product is annotated as Tubulin alpha-1C chain. Gene Ontology annotation, cellular component: microtubule; cytoplasm. The record is from RefSeq and is a predicted model, not a curated record. Bases 1 to 4362 code for a protein of 1453 amino acids. NCBI's taxonomy places the organism in Eukaryota, Metazoa, Platyhelminthes, Cestoda, Cyclophyllidea, Taeniidae. Gene Ontology annotation, molecular function: structural constituent of cytoskeleton; tubulin binding; proton-transporting ATPase activity, rotational mechanism. The transcript has 18 exons. Gene Ontology annotation, biological process: mitotic cell cycle; microtubule cytoskeleton organization.